CAGCACUCUCACUCUCUGAGGAGCAUUUCCAUGUUUCUCCCUGGCGACUGGCGAGAAAACCCCAAUUCCAAUUCCAACCUCGUCUCUCGGCUUUGGGAUCACCUUCUCCUCCCUCUCCUUCCUCUUUCGCUCUCUUCGCGCUCUUUGCAGAACCCCAAAUCCCCAAACUCUACUCUCAUCGGCGCGAGCAUGGGGACGCUGGGGAAAGCGAUCUACACCGUCGGAUUCUGGAUUCGGGAAACCGGCCAGGCCAUCGAUCGGCUCGGAUGCCGCCUCCAGGGCAACUACUACUUCCAAGAACAAUUGUCAAGGCAUCGUACAUUGAUGAAUAUUUUUGACAAAGUACCACAAGUUGACAAGGAUGCCUUUGUGGCUCCAAGUGCAUCUGUCAUUGGUGACGUUCAAGUGGGUGGGGGAUCCUCAAUUUGGUAUGGAUGCGUAUUGAGAGGUGACGUGAACAGUAUCCGGGUGGGAUCUGGAACUAAUGUACAAGAUAAUUCACUUGUGCAUGUAGCAAAGUCUAAUAUAAGUGGGAAGGUCCUACCAACCAUCAUUGGGGAUAAUGUCACUGUAGGUCAUAGUGCUGUCUUACAUGGAUGUACUGUUGAGGAUGAGGCUUUUGUUGGUAUGGGUGCGAUCCUGCUUGAUGGGGUGGUGGUGGAAAAACAUGGCAUGGUCGCUGCUGGAGCCCUUGUAAGGCAAAAUACAAAGAUCCCAUGUGGGGAGGUAUGGGGAGGUAAUCCAGCAAAGUUCCUGAGGAAGCUCACAGAAGAAGAGAUUGCUUUCAUUUCCCAAUCAGCGACCAACUAUUCCAAUUUGGCCCAGGUGCAUGCUGCUGAGAAUGCUAAGACAUUCGAUGAGAUUGAGUUUGAGAAGGUGCUACGCAAGAAAUAUGCUCGCCGGGAUGAGGAGUAUGAUUCAAUGCUUGGAGUUGUUCGAGAAGUGCCUCCAGAACUUAUACUUCCAGACAACAUCCUACCCGACAAGUCUCCCAAGCCUUCUCAAUGAGUCAAGUUUGACAUAAUCGACCAUCUUUACCACAUUGUUUUUGUGGAUACUGUUUUCGGGUGGGAACGUCCAAGGAAUGUAAUGUUUUUUGUUUCUUGUCUCCUUCUCAAUAAUCUUUAGGUUGAGCUGUAAGGUCAGCCAAAUACCUUCUGGAUUAUCAGAUUUUCUCGUUCAGAUUUUAUCCGAGACCAUUCAUGUUGUUCAAAGAUUUGAUGCAGUGUAACAACUUUGAAUGGCCUUUGAAGUUCCAACAUGGUUUAGGAUUCUGAA
This is a messenger RNA of Elaeis guineensis (African oil palm), 1278 nucleotides long. RefSeq names its product gamma carbonic anhydrase 1, mitochondrial. The record is from RefSeq and is a predicted model, not a curated record. Lineage: Eukaryota; Viridiplantae; Streptophyta; Magnoliopsida; Arecales; Arecaceae.